CUAGAAGUAGAUGGGAGGAUAAUAUUAAGAUGGCUCUUAACGAAAUAUGGUUAUAGGUUUGAAUAUAAAAUUUUAUUUUGUGUUUGUGCUGUGUAAUAUUUCAACAGAAUACUGGUCUCACUUUGACAAGAACAAGCCAUAAGUAAAAAUUCUGGCCCUUCAAAUCGGAGUUUGUUAGGAAGAAUGUUAAGUUCCCAAGGGAAAAGUAAAUAACUCAGCAAUUCAAAAUAUGGAUAGAACAAGAUAUUAACAGUACCGAAAAAUGUACUUGUUCCAAAUGAUGACGGUGACUCCAGAGAUGACUAGAGAUUUGUGUUCCAGUCAUUCACAGAGGAUAAACGUGAACUGGCGCUGAUGUAACUCCUCUGUGCGAAACAUACUCGUCAUUAGCACGACUCUGUACUUACGUAACGUUCUAAAGUAACGCGCAGUACCAGCACAGCUGUGUUGCUACAUUACAACAUUCCUGCCGUUUAACAGGCGGUUCAAGGCCUUUCGGUCUUACAGUGAUUAAAAUAUUUUCUUCAUUGUGCGGCCAAUAUAACAGCAGAGAAGAACGCGAAUAUGUUGCCAGGAGGGUAUGGAUAAAACCGCGAAACUCUUCAGAAAGUACAGACGGUCUUUGAGCUGAGAUUCAAACAUGGUACUCUCGAUUUUGAAGGGCGACUGUUAACCACAACACCACGUCAUCACGUUAAAACAAGAAGUUCCAGCAAGAAAUUUUAAAGAUGGAUAUAAUCAUUGCACUUGCUGUAAUUAUCGUGAUUUUCGUCUAUUUGUGGACGAAUACGACGCCGAAGAAUUUCCCGCCUGGUCCGCCAUGUUUGCCCGUCCUGGGAUCGAUCCCUUUUUUGCCCCGGAAGUAUCUCCACUGCGUUAUGGCUGGGAGCUGGAUGGACAAGUAUGGUCCCGUGGUGGGACUAAUGUUUGGGACGAAGAAGGCGCUCGGAGUGAGCGGAGCGAAGGCUGUACUGGAAGUGCUUAGGCGAGAUGAGUUCCAGGGUCGCGUAGACAAUUCCAGAACCAGGGAUAUAUCAUUUAACAAGCGACUUGGAAUUAUAUUCACUGACGGCCCGUAUUGGUUGCAGAUGAAACGUUUCAGUUUGCGUCAUUUGAAAGAUUUCGGGUUUGGAAAGGCAGACAUGGGUGGACUGAUCAUGCAGGAAGUUGAAGACUUGGUCAUUGAAAUGCGAAGCAAAGACACUGUGCAGAUGUAUGGCCUGUUCAAGAUAUCCGCUCUGAAUGUUAUCUCGGGUGUGAUGUCUGGUAUGCGGUAUGCAAGAGAUGACGAAGAACUUCAAGCGCUGGUAAACAACCUGGACGAACUUGUACGCCGUUCAUUCCGAUCAGGAAAGAUCUCUAAUAUAUUUCCUAUCCUGAAACGCCUUUUCCCUCGCAUUACAGGGUCAAACGAAAUUAUGUAUUACAUCAAAAAUGCCUACAAUUUUAUUCAGAGAAAAAUCACGGAACAUAAACAAGUUCUGAAUGAGAAUAAUCCUAGAGAUUUCAUUGAUGCGUAUUUAAUUGAAAUGCAGAAAGGAAAUUCCAAUGGAAACGCCAUUUUUACAGAGGAAGGGCUAAUUGUGACCUGCCACGACUUCUUCGUCGCUGGAGGAGAUACCACAAACAACACACUGGUUUUCUGUCUGCUCUACAUGAUACUUCAUCCCCAAGUGCAAAAUGCGGUCCAGGAAGAACUUGAUUCUGUGGUAGGACAAGACAGAAGACCAUCUGUUGAAGACAGGCAAAGGCUGCAUUAUGUGAAUGCUGUCAUAAGUGAGGUGAUGCGCAUUAACCCAGUUGUACCGCUGACUGUACCACACCGCGUUACCAAAGAUACUAAUUUGCACGGAUAUACAAUUCCGAAGGAUACCAUGGUUUUGAUAAACCUGUGGAGCGUGCAUCACGACCGCGGACACUGGGGUGACCCUGAAGUUUUUAGACCCGAACGUUUUCUGGACGAAAACAGAAAUUUUGUUAAAGACGAAUGGAUUAUUUCCUUUGGAGCUGGUAAGCGAAUGUGCCUCGGCGAAGCAAUGGCACGAAACACAAUUUUCCUGUUCUUCACGUCGCUACUUCAAGAGUUCUUGUUCAGUUUGCCUGAAGACGAUCCUCCUCCGCAGACGUUACCUCUUCCAGGAAUGACGAUGGCCCCUCAGCCAUUCCGAGUGAAAAUUACUCGAAGAAUUUAGCACACGUCAUUCCUAUAAACUGUCCCCGAAGAGAAAGUUGCAAAGUCUUUCUUAUGUCACAUAAUUAUACUAAUUUGAUUAUAUCUUUACAAUUCUGACACAUUCAGAUUUUCUGGAAUGCACAGUCAGUUGGAAUUUAUAUCAAGUCAAAUUGACUUGAAGAAGUAUGUAGUAGGACAUUUUAAAAUGACAGCGAAUUGUAUAAUAUCUGAUUUUGUCCUGACAUUCCACACCAUUCGAAAUAACGCCAAUUAGACAACUGUCAAUUCAAUAUACAAUUACGUUUCAUGUUAAAUGUAUCUGUAUCAAUUGUAGAUAAUAUUUAGCGUCAUACGUGAUAAGGAGAUGAUUAUGGGUGAACUAUUUACAGUGUUUGUUCUACGCAAGUCCAGGUUAAUAUUAAACAAGUUUUAAAUAUUUAUGGUAUGACAAUAUAACUGAAAUCUGCGAAAACCAGCUAAUUUAUGUAAAAUAUCUACUUACGUUAAAUUAUAACUAACAAUAAAAAAUUGAAAUAUCCUGUGAAAA
Molecule: messenger RNA, 2720 nt
Organism: Zootermopsis nevadensis
Lineage: Eukaryota; Metazoa; Arthropoda; Insecta; Blattodea; Termopsidae
Product: methyl farnesoate epoxidase-like
Biological process (GO): xenobiotic metabolic process
Cellular component (GO): intracellular membrane-bounded organelle; cytoplasm
Molecular function (GO): steroid hydroxylase activity; iron ion binding; heme binding
Source: RefSeq, a predicted model, not a curated record